Molecule: messenger RNA, 1900 nt
Organism: Salmo salar (Atlantic salmon)
Lineage: Eukaryota; Metazoa; Chordata; Actinopteri; Salmoniformes; Salmonidae
Source: RefSeq, a predicted model, not a curated record
UCCUCCCCUACCCACAUCUCCUCUCUUAUAGACAGAACCACUGUCCUCUCCCCACUCCUCUCCUCCCUCCUCUCCUCUCCUUCCUCUCUCCUCCCUCUCUCCUCCCCUACCCACAUCUCCUCUCUUAUAGACAGAACCACUGUCCUCUCCCCACUCCUCUCCUCUCUCCUCCCUCUCUCCUCCCCUACCCACAUCUCCUCUCUUAUAGACAGAACCACUGUCCUCUCUCUUUCUUCUCCCUCUCUCCUCUCCUCCCUCCUCUCCUCUCCUUCCUCUCUCUCCAGCCAUGUGUUCCAGCUUAGCAUCACCUCCUCUUUCUGUCUGUUUGUUCCUCUUCCUCCUCCUCAGAGUAACCUUCAUCACAUCAACAGGAACAGAUCAGACAGACCCUGACCCUGGGCUGACCUUUGACUCCUGGCUGACACGGUUCCAGGUCGUACAGCUAGACGGGUCACCGGUGUACCCCCCCUGUGGAAGAAUCAUACUCACACCACCACCACCACCGACUCCAACGGUCAAACCUUCCACCACAACUAAACCUUACCGGGUGGUUGACAUAGAUGGGUCACCUGUGAACCAUUACCCGCCCUGCAGGGUCAUACCGGUGGAGCGACAACACCCGGACCAACACCCGGACCAACACCUGACCACAAGACCACCGCCAUCACAAGAAACGGUGAAAGCUAAAACCACAACCAGAACGACAGCUCCAACCACAACUACGACUGUGAACAGGAAAGACAACGAUAAACAACCGCUAUUCGCCAAAAAAGUUGGUCACCCCCUCAACCGCCGUUACCCAAAGUUGAACUUCCCCCUCCAUCUGGCCAAUAGCAGGCCAGCUCUGUCCAGCUACAAUUUGCUCAGUUGUUUCAGACUUCCUGCUCAUUGGCUGCUUCCUGGACACAGACUGCUCUCUAAGCCAAUAGGAAGGCUCCCUCGCAAACACAGCGGAACAGAUGGCAAGAGGAACAGAGACUUGGUGUCGUUACUGAAGAGGAGCAACAGACAGUCUGUCCUUCUGUCAGUCCUGAGGAGAGGACAGACUGACAGACAGAACAUUGUAGGCUCCUCUUCUGAAGAGAGGGACUAUAGAAAUAGAAUGAAUAGAACAGGCUUGGAACCUCUAACCCUGGUCAUAUGACUGGUAAACUCAUGUGUACAAUUGCAAUGGCUGCCUGGUAUUGCGAUGCAAUAAUUUCCAUGGUAAUGUAGAAUGUUCAUUGAAAUGAUGCUGAUUGUGGCUCAUGCAAUGGAAUUUAUAUUUUGUAGUGUCAAUUGUUGAUUCAACAAAUCACAGCAAAGUUUGAUGGGUACACUUCCUGCUUUUACUUCCUGCUUUGCUCCUGUGGGUUCACUUGCAAAGGACGCCAGUCCACCCAUUACGCAGGCAUAGACUUGAAUGAGGACCCACAUUCUAUUCAUUUUAAUUCUAUGUUACGGACAACCAGUUUAUUGGACGCUGGACAGAUUCAGAGACGGAUUCAUCGUCUGUCUCAUUUACAAAACACAUUAUAUUCUAAUAUAAUAAGUAUUAUUAUUACUAACCAUACGUGAGGUAUAACAGUGUUAACUGUUAUAUAAAAUGUCUAAAAUAAAUCUAUCAUAAAAUACACUGCUACAAUUCACUUCCUGUAGUAGUUGAGCUAAAACAUAAGCGAUGACAUUAUAUUGUAUCAUUGAUUACUAAGUGAUGACAUAUUGCAUAAUUGAUUGCUAAGUGAUGCAACUAUAUUGCAUUAUUCAAAUUUUAAAUGUGAUUUUUAAUACAUUUACAAAAAAAAUCUAAAAUCCUGUUUUUGCUUUGUCCUUAUAGGGUAUUGUGAUGUCAUUAUGGGGUAUUGUGAUGUCAUUAUGGGGUAUUGUGAUGUCAUUGUGGAGUAUUGUGAUGUCAUUAUGG